UGUGGAACAUGGCGGCGGCGUCCGUGCUCUCGGCGAAGAAGAAGAACGGCGCUGGCAGCCCGACCGUGCAGACGAGCAAGCGGGAGCCCAGCGUCAAGCUGCAGUACCCGGUGAGCGGCCCCGAGCCUCUGGGCUGGUCCGAGGACAAUCGGCUCUCCAUCACCACCGGUAAAAACAUCUACGUGUUGGAGCAGAUAUGCGACAUUCACAACAACGGGCUGGACAUGGUGAUCCACCGCACCUCGGUGCCUGCCCCCAGUCACAGCUGCUUCCUGAAGGUCGGCUCUCAAGCAGAAGUAAGUGAAUGCAAGGAGAAGUUCUUGAAUAAAAGAGAUCCAACACUAAGCCACUCAAUAAUGAUGGACAGGAUCUUUAAUCCGGAGGGAGGUGCUUUGUCACCGUUACGAGGGUUUAAAUUUACCAGUUGGUCUCCCCUGGGUUGUGACCCUAAUGGAAGGUGUUUAUUGGCAUCUUUGACGCUGGAUAAUAGACUAUCCAUCCAGGUGAACGUGAAUAGGCUACAGUGGACACCAGCUUUAGAUAUUACUGAAGUGUACGGUGAGAUGCUGUACGAGAACAAGUACGGGCAUUUGGAUGGCGACUUGGACGGGCAAUUGAAGAAUUUCUCGGAAUUCCAAAGGAGACAUUACAUGCAAACUCCUGUCAGAAUGGAAUGGUCCAGUAUUUGCAAUACCCAGCGUGUAAAAGCCAACAAUGAGUGUGAAGAUGUGGGCACUGUUUUGCUGGCUGUUCUACUUGAAAAUGGGGAUGUUGUUAUCUGGCAGUUUUUGAUCCCAUUUCAUGGCAAAGAUUCUAUUAUUGGAUGCAGUACUAUUGAAUCAGGCAUUAGUGACCCAAGUGUUCUGUCAUGGUGGGAAUAUGAGCAUGGGAGUCGCAAAAUGAGUGGCUUGAUUGUUGGCAGCUCCAAAGGACCAGUUAAGAUUCUGCCAGUCAACUUGAAAGCAGUGAAAGGCUACUUCACUCUCAGGCAGCCCGUGGUUCUUUGGCAAGAGAUGGAUCAGUUACCUGUGCACAAUAUUAAAUGUAUAUCUCUCUCCCACCCGUAUCAGAAGUGUAGCUGCAGUUUGGUUGUAGCAGCUAGAGGAACGUAUGUCUUCUGGUGUCUGCUGCUGAUAUCCAAAGCAGGAUUGAACGUCCACAAUUCUCAUGUAACUGGCCUCCAUACGCUUCCCAUUGUAUCACUGACCGCCAACAAACAAACUGGGAGUUUCUACACCUGCUCUGUCGAUGGAACCAUCCGAAAGUUGACGCCCGUCUUUACAGACGUAGCAGUGAAGUUUGAUCAUGUUUUAAUCAAAUUGCCUGAGUCGAUUGGCUCAGUGAGGCUCCAUGGUAUCUGCCUGAGCCCCAAUGACGCUUACUUAGCACUCGUGACGGCAGAAGGUAUAAAUAAUGGCCUCCAUCCAGCCAGCCGAACAUACCAGGUGCAGUUCAUUACGUUAAAAACUCCAGAGGAAGCAGCGUCCAGGAUCUUGGAGUCUUCCAUCCACAAUUUAUUCAAACAAGUGGACUUGCUUGACCUUGUACGCUGGCGAAUAUUGAUGGAGAAGCGCAUUCCUCCAGAACUCGAUGAAGCUUUAGACCAUAAACUCCAGACAAAUCCAUCUAGCUACCUCUGGCGGCUAAGACUUUUCCUCUUAAAGAUUUUGUUUCAGACUUUACAGAAAACUCCAGCCGAAACACUGUGGAGACCAAGUCACCAGGAGUCAAAGAUUCGGCAUUGUGAUAAUGCUGCAUCGUUGAAUGAGAGUAGUCAGCAGCCUGACGGGGCAGAGACGAGUACAAAAGAAGCUCAGUCAAGUAACGUAGUUGGAAGUCGAGUAGAAGAUUUGCCAGUGGACCCAAAAGUAGGCAAAUCUGAAGAGGAGAUUCACGAGAAGAUUUCGAGAAAAUUGAAUGAGAUUCAGAGUAAGAUUGAAGAGGUGGAGCUUCACUUAACUCGUGAACACAUGAAAAGAGUCCUAGGUGAAGUAUACCUCCACACCUGGAUUACUGAGAAUACCAGUAUCCCAACUAGGGGUAUUUGUGACUUUUUGACCUCUGAUCCUAGCUAUGAUGAUAGGACAGCUAAGGUUUUGAUUUCUCACAAUUUGAAGAAACUGACCAAACAGACAUUUCCAGAGCACUGUUCCCUCUGUAAAGAGGUUCUACCGUUCACCGAUCGGCGCAAGGCUCUCUGCUCCAAUGGACACAUUUGGCACAGAUGUGUUUUGACAUACCAUGCUUGCCAGAGUCUGACCUAUCGCAGAUGUCUACUGCAAGACAGCAUUGCUCGACAACAGCUACCCUCAGAUCCUGACUGGAUUAAGCGUUUGCUUCAGAAUCCUUGUACAUACUGUGACUCUCCACUCUUCUGACGAGGUUUCGCAUUAGUGGACAAAGGGAAAUCAGAGCACAUAAUUGUGUCUUAAAUUCAGCAUUGAAAAGAUGAUGCUUAAAAUAUUUACCCUGCUCUCAGGGGAGUAUUGGCAUAUCGUUAGUACCCUUCUCUACUAUCAACGGGCAUUCGGAGGUGCAGCUUUAUGUUCUUUGGGGCACUAAAGGCAAAGGUGGAGGAUUCUCGGCGUCCCUCCACUGACACGUUCACGAAUUUCAGGGUUACUGGCGAAGGACACAGCUUUUCUCAUCAAUGUGCAUUAUUCUUCAGGAGGAGAAAAUGAAUGUAACUUUUUGCUACGUUCAGAGAAAAUGCAGUAGAUUGAGACAAAGUCAAGCACGAUUCUGUACAUGAGGAAUAUAUGUGAGGUAAAAUUGAACAGGUCAAGUUCUUGCCUGUUUGGAUCAAAUUUUCAUUUAAUGAAUUGAAAUGACUGAGGUAACCUGUUACUUCUGAAAAAACAACACUCGCUUGCUUUUGCAUCAGCAGGAACUGGACGCUAAAACUGUCUUCGGGAACAAUACAAUAAGGAAGUUUUUUAUAUACCAUUUGAGGUUUUGAGUAAAAAUGUGAUGCUUGUUGGGAAUUGUGCUCAAUCCAAGGUUGCAAGUUCCAGUACAAAUCUCCUGACUUGAGAAAUGGCCUUGGAACUAAUUGAGGGUGGGGUGGGACGGCGCGGUGAGGGCUUUUGUGAGCAGUGGCAAGAUUAUCAGGCUUGGAACUGUAAUUAACGAUGGGAUGGGGUAGGAUGGCGUGGUGAGGGGUAUGUGCUAGACUCUGACAAGUAGCAGUGGUAAAGUGAGCCUGAGUUUGCAGUUUAGGUUGAGGGAAAUGAAACACAACACACUAUUUGCCUUCAGAGGAUCUAUAUCUGACAUGAAGCCAAUUGAUCACAAGCUUGGAAGGACCCGUUAGACAUUUUCAUCUGUCUUCAAUUAAUGUAUGUUUUCAUAUUUUAAUUUUUUUUUGUUUCAUGACCCUUAUGCGUUGUGUACAUUUGUGAACACAAUUUAAGACUUGGUAAACUACUUUUUGUACUAUAAUUGUUUUCUCAAUAAAUCUGUUACUA
Mobula hypostoma (lesser devil ray) is the source of this 3467-nucleotide messenger RNA. It is a transcript of the gene gtf3c4, whose product is annotated as general transcription factor IIIC, polypeptide 4. The transcript is spliced from 5 exons. Gene Ontology annotation, molecular function: protein binding; histone acetyltransferase activity. Gene Ontology annotation, cellular component: transcription factor TFIIIC complex. NCBI's taxonomy places the organism in Eukaryota, Metazoa, Chordata, Chondrichthyes, Myliobatiformes, Myliobatidae. The record is from RefSeq and is a predicted model, not a curated record. The coding region runs from base 9 to 2378 and encodes 789 amino acids. Gene Ontology annotation, biological process: transcription initiation at RNA polymerase III promoter.